CCUAGCCUAGAUGUACUAGAGCUGCAGACGGUACUUCCUUUUGCUUGUACAUGCGAGUGUUGAACGUUCUAAUAUUUCUACAAAUAUUUUACACCGCCUUUCCACGUUUUACGUUUCCUUUAGAAAAGGGGGAUUGUUUUGACAUGUAGAAUUACGAAAAGAAGAAGAGGAGAAUGAAAAUGCUCCGAUUUCGCAGUUCAAGUAAUAAAUCCUUAAACCAGGAGAUUAAAUGUAGCAUCCGACUGCUGGAUGACUCGGAGAUCUCAUGCACCAUACAGAGAGACACAAAAGGCCAGUACCUCCUGGAUCAUGUUUGCAACCAUUACAGUCUCCUGGAGAAGGAUUAUUUUGGUAUCAGAUAUGUUGAUCCAGAAAAACAACGGCACUGGCUCGAGCCUAACAAGACUGUUGUGAAGCAAAUGAAAUCUCAUCCACCAUAUACCAUGUGCUUUAGAGUGAAAUUCUAUCCCCACGAGCCCAUGAAGAUAAAAGAAGAGCUUACCAGGUACCUGUUGUAUCUGCAGUUAAAGAGAGACAUAUUCCAUGGACGCUUGCUUUGUUCCUUCUCUGAUGCAGCAUACUUGGGGGCCUGCAUAGUGCAAGAUGAGCUGGGGGAUUAUGAACCUGAUGAACAUCCAGAUGAUUACAUCACCGAGUUCAAGCUGUUCCCCAAACAGACGCAAAAACUAGAAAAGAAGAUUGUGGAAAUACAUAAAAAUGAACUCAGAGGUCAGAGUCCAGCUCUUGCUGAAUUAAAUCUUCUCCAGAAAGCACAUUCUUUAGAAACCUAUGGGGUCGACCCUCACCCAUGCAAGGAUUUUACUGGAUCAACAGCUUUCUUAGGAUUUACUGCCACAGGGUUUGUGGUUUUCCAGGGGAAUAAGAGGAUUCACUUGUUAAAAUGGGCUGAUGUCAGCAAAUUGAAAUUCGAAGCGAAGACUUUUUACAUUAUAGGCAUUCAGAAAGAGAUCUCUUUCAAGGGCAGGAUGCAAUGUAAUAAACUGAAGAAGCUAGUGCUGACAUACCACACGUCUUCACCUGCUGCCUGCAAGCAUCUCUGGAAGUGCGGGGUGGAGAACCAGGCUUUCUACAAAUGUGCAAAAUCCAGUCAGAUUAAGACUAUGUCCAGCAGUAAUAUAUUUUUUAAAGGCAGCCGAUUCCGAUACAGUGGAAGAGUUGCAAAAGAGGUCAUUGAAGCCAGCUUUAAAAUCCAGAGAGAUCCCCCAGAGGUGCACAGGUCCACCAUUGGUUAUAGCAGAAGUUUUAAUUCUCUAAACAAGCAGCUGAUCAUGAACGUGGAGCCGCUGUUACCAGCACUUCCCUCUCCCAGCGAGUCUGAAGAGAUUGCCUUUGAAAACGGCCUGCAGGCAUUGAAGGAUACCAUGCACCUGUCCCCAUUAAAGCAGCCCCAGUCAGACGUGGACCCUGGGGAGGUGACUGAAAGCAGAUCUCAGGAGGAGGGUGGGGAUGAGAUGGUGGGGGUGGCCGCUGAGGAGAGGCCAGGUGGGGGGGGGGAGGAGGAGGAGGAGGAGGUGGAGGAGGUGGAGGAGGAGGAGGAGGAGGAGUUGGGGGGGACCCUGACCAUCUCUGAGCUGAUGUACAGCCCCAGUGCCAGCGCUCUGCCCACCCCCGUGGAGGACGAGGGUAUCGACCUGCUCUUCAGCAGCCCUGUGAAACCAGGGAAGGAGACAGAGCAUGACAGGGAGUCCUAUGAGGACCUGGAGGCUGACGAGAGGGCCUUCCUAAUGGCAGAGGAGGAGGAGUUGAAGGAGAUGAGGCAGGUGCUGAGCCACAGCUACGAGCUGCUGGUGGGCAACAAGCAGGUGAACGCCUGUGUCCGCAGCUUCGUUCGGCUCCUUGCGGUGGGCCUCGGACUGCUGCUGUUCGCCCUGCCCCUCCUCCUUGUGCUCCUGGAGUCUGACAUAGACGUCUCCUUCCUCCAUGAGAUCCGCCAGACCCCCGAGUUCGAGCAAUUCCACUACGAGUACUACUGCCCCCUCUACCAGUGGGUGGUCUGCAAAAUAAACAGCAUCCUGGACACGCUGGGCGGCUCUUAAGAUUAACAGAAGCAUCCAUCUCUUGAAUUGUUGAACAUGAAAAAAGGGUUGCUUUCAUUUACUUGUGGGCUUGUUCUGAGUUUGUAGUAAGGGUGGUAAAGCCUGGGAUUUGACUUAUGUUUUAGUGUAUUGUAUCCUUUUUACAUUAAAGGGCUCAUAAUAUACUAGGCCACCUCAUUGUAAACCAGAAUUCAUCCAACAAAAUGUGUCUCGUAAAGUAGGUUAAUUUCAUUUAGUUAAGUGUAAUCAAAUAAUUGUGAGUUUUUUUGGUAUGUUAAUUGUGUACCAGUAUUUAAUUUGAGCAGCCAAAUUAUGGAUAUGCUUUUCUGUUGACAAGGUACUAAAUUUGGGAACUGUCUGUGAUUCAAAGAUUGUCCAGAGGAGGUUAGCAAAGUUGAGUAUCAUUUAAAAAGAACAAGAAAAAAAAAACAAAUAAAGAGGUGUUGCUAAGCUUGCAGUAAAAGAUAGAGUUUGGAAAGUAUGGGCAUGGAGGGGGUGGAUAGAUGUCACUGGAGUAUAAUUAAUAAUGGUUGUGUGAUAUUCUGGUGAACAGCUUCAGUUUAAAAAUAAUGAUAUUACGAGAAAGAAACGCAUAUGAAACUACUAAAAAGAAAGAUAAUAGAAGUUUUAAAGAUGAAGAUGCCACUCCAUCCUCUUUUCUUAAGAAAAUAAAUCUAUAAAACAAGUUACAAAGCACUUUUUUUUUUUUUGCAAAGGGAGAGAUGGUAGAGAGGUUAUAGAUUUCAGGUUCUAAACAUUAUGGGGGGAAAAGGUGAUCAAUACAAUUUUAACCAACCAAUUUAGUAAAGUAUACUGUGUAAUUACAAAAAAUUAAUGCAGUAUUAUUUAGAACAAACAUAAAUCCUAUGAAGUGUAGGCAAUUGUCUUCCAGCUCAAACAGCAAAACAUGAUAUAGUGUUCACAAAGGUGGCUUGCAAUAAAUAAAAAUAAUUACAACAAACCAUAUUUCUAUUAGUAGCCUACUAUAUAUAUAU
Molecule: messenger RNA, 3052 nt
Organism: Acipenser ruthenus (sterlet)
Lineage: Eukaryota; Metazoa; Chordata; Actinopteri; Acipenseriformes; Acipenseridae
Product: FERM domain-containing protein 3
Exons: 15
Coding region: 174-2057 (627 amino acids)
Cellular component (GO): cytoskeleton
Molecular function (GO): cytoskeletal protein binding
Source: RefSeq, a predicted model, not a curated record